Messenger RNA from Trichomycterus rosablanca, 3636 nucleotides. It is a transcript of the gene ldlrap1b, whose product is annotated as low density lipoprotein receptor adaptor protein 1b. Bases 130 to 1041 code for a protein of 303 amino acids. The transcript has 9 exons. NCBI's taxonomy places the organism in Eukaryota, Metazoa, Chordata, Actinopteri, Siluriformes, Trichomycteridae. The record is from RefSeq and is a predicted model, not a curated record.
GGAAAAUAAAAGGGCUCGAACUGAAAAAGUUUUUCUCCUAAACGGACCAUCGGCGAGAUCAGACAUCUACACGGUCAAAGCAAAGCCGGAGGUCUGCGGGCUCCGUCCCACCGAGCAGGAUUAUACAGUAUGGACGCUUUAAAAUCGGCCGGCCGGGCAAUAAUCCGGAGUCCCAGCAUCGCCAAACAGUCGUGGGGUUCCGGAAAGCACAAGAAGCUUCCAGAAAACUGGACAGAUACGCGAGAAACAUUGUUGGAGGGCAUGGCGUUCCAGCUCAAGUAUCUGGGCGUCACACUGGUCGAGCAGCCCAAAGGAGAGGAGCUGUCAGCCGCUGCCGUCAAGAGAAUAGUCGCCACGGCUAAGGCCAGUGGAAAGAAGCUACAGAAAGUCACGUUAAAGGUUUCUCCGAGAGGGAUCAUUCUAUACGACAGUGCCUCAAACCAACUGAUAGAGAACAUCUCCAUUUACAGAAUCUCCUACUGUACGGCAGAUAAGAUGCACGACAAGGUGUUUGCCUACAUCGCUCAGAGCCAGCACAAUGAGACUCUCGAGUGCCAUGCCUUCCUCUGCACCAAAAAGAAAGUGGCACAGGCGGUGACUUUAACGGUAGCACAAGCCUUCAAAGUGGCAUUCGAGUUCUGGCAGAGUGCCAAAGAAGAUAAAGAGAAGCGAGUGAAGCCAGACUCAGUCGAACUCACCAACGUUCAGUCACAGAAUUCAGCAAGUCUGGAAGAAGAAGAAGUCGCUACAGGGAAUCUGCUGAACUUGGAGGAAGGUGCGAUCAUGGCCAUGGUACACUCAGAACAUGAAGAUACCCACACAGAACAGAACAUGAGCACAGAGAACAACAACACUGUAUGGGAGCUUGAUGAUGGUCUGGAUGAAGCUUUCUCAAGACUCGCUGAGUGUCGCGUUAACCCCCAGGUCCUGGACAUUGGGGUGAACCCUCAGGACUACAACGCUGAAGAGUGCCUGUCGCCCACCAACUGGGACAAAGCCAACGUCGAGGCUCCCGACUUCGACGAUGCUUUCGGCUUGUGAAAGCCAGAGUAGGAUGUGUUGGGACGGAAAAGGGAAGGAGAACGAUCAUCUGGCUGGAGACUGAGCGGGACUGAGUGACAGUCGAGUAGAUGCUGCAUAGAAAAUACAAAAACUGCACAGACCAAAGCAAUAAUUGUAUUUUGAAUCCCUUGAGCGGUAUUUUGUAUUAGUUAGAUUUUUUGUUACAUGUUUUUGAUGAUUUUUUUGGUGUGUCUUGGUUAAUGUAUAUGAAUACAUGUAUAGUAUUUACUGAGUUAAGAAACUUUCAGAUUUGUAUGAGUUUUAUUUCUGUUGGGUUUUGCUUUGCGAUUCUGGCUAUGCAGUGUAACACUGUUCUCUCGUUUAGGGAGAUUAACACCACUCUUUUCUAAUUAAAGUCUGUCACAUCCAUGUCACAUUUAUAAACUGUUAGACACACUCUAUGGCCAAACAUAUAUGGACACCUGACUUUGUGCUUAUUGAAAAUCCCAUUUCAAAACAUAAACAUAUUGAUUUGCUCCCACUAUACUCCUUGUGCCUAAUCCAGGUUCCACUUUACUGGGAAGGCUUGUACAAGAUUUUGGAGUGUUUCUGUAGAAAUUUGUACUUAUUUGGUUAAAAGAAUAUUUGUGAGGUCAGAAAAGUCAGUUCAUCCCAAAGGUGUUCAAUGUGGUUGAUAUCAGGUCUUGGUUUGUGCCUAUCAGCAAAGUCAUGCUAGAGCAGGAAUGGGCCGUUCUUAAUCAACAAAGUUCAAAUCAUAUUAUUUAGUUCAUGUAAUUGAUUGUAUACAUCUGCAAGCAAGAGGUGUGGCUGGACCACCUGAAAUCAUUAUGGGUGUUAUGCGUGAUGUCCUGAUACUUUUGGCCAAAUAGUGUAACUGAAAAACAUCAAGAGAAAGAAAUAUGUUAACUCAGCUUGUAUCCUAUGGCAGGCUGCUUUCUUUUUUAGCUUUGCCCUUUUUUACACCUUAAGCCAAGCUGCAGCAUCCUGCCUCGACCAAAAAUAUGUGACGUGUGUUUAUAGUGAAGACAAUCUGCUUAAUUUUUUCUACUAAAUAUAUUUUUGCACUCCCCUUUCAGACCUUUUCAAAGCACAGUUUGUUUUCAGGGAAAUCAUACUCAUCAUCAAUUUGUUGUUUCCUACCAUGUUUACCACUGCUUUUACUUGCUUAUUUUGGCAGAUACAGCUAACGACCAAAAGUAUGUGGACGCCUGACCAUGAGCUUGUUGGACAACCCAUUCCAAAACCAUGGGCAUUAAUAUGGAACUUUGGACCUCCAGCCUCAAGUAACCUGGCAUGCACUGAGUUGUCAAAAUGGCAUUUGUAAACACAAGCUGAUGUUGGAUAAGGAGGUCUGGUUCUGAAUUGCUGUUCCAAUUUAUUGUAAAAACUGUCUUUAGAUACCUAGCUUUGUGAACAAGGACACAGUCAAACUGGAACAGGAAAGACUCAAACUUCAUAAUGAGAAAGGUUGUCCACAUACUUCUGCUACAUAGUUAAUGACUUUUGCAAAACGGUCAGGUCCUUUUGUACCUGCUAUUAGGGGUGUAACAUUACACAAAAUGUACAACUUAACUGUUUUUUAGUUUUUGCAUUAUAAUGCGAUUCACAAUAUAAAAAAUAUUUCUAUUUCUAUAUUUAUAUUAUAGUUAAGAAGUUUACAUAUAUUUCUUAGAAAAUGUUAUCAAUCAUGGUAGUCUUUCAGGAUUAAAAUGAUUUCUGCAACUUCUUUUGGUGACUGAAUAAUUGGAACAUUAGAAUAAGUUUAUUGUGUGUUCUGAAAAGCAGCUGACCAAAAAUAUACAUGAACACAAACAGUGGUGCUAUUGGCGGGUCAGGCAUCGACAUACAGGCAUGGCUGUCUAUGUCUGUUGGUAACCGAGUUUCUGUGACUGAUUGUCGUCCUGUCUGGGGUGUGUUACUGCACUGUGCCUAGUGAUUCUGAAAAAGCCGGCCCACCAGGGCUCUGACCAUAAUAAAGUGGUAAUAAAGCAUGAAAAUGAAACAGCAGAUUUCUACCAGAGAGUUCACCAUUUCUCCAAAAAAAUUAAUGUGUGUAUUGUUGCACCUCCUUUCAUUAUAUAUAAUGCUUGCUGCAUACCACUGUGUUGACUCUUUUUGCUGGUGGGUGUUUCACUGGGUUUUUGGUUAUGGUAAAUCAAGUCUUCUCUUUUUUAGAAAGCUUUUGUCUGACAGAAUUCAGAACUGUUAUGCACUACACUGAUCCAUCUGAACUGUUCAUUCAACUUAAUAAAACACAGCCAAGCAAAUUUAAAAUUGGGGACACAAAAUAAUGUUUGGAUAACUUCCUCCUGUUUAGUCUGCUUGGUUACAAGGCUUUUACCCCAAAGGGUUUCACAAUGUGCUUUCACCCCAUCUUACCUCUCAGUGUUAAACAUUGCAUUGUUUUGUUUGAUUUGCGUUCAUUUCAAUGCUCAUUAAAUUUUAACUGCAUUAUGUUCAACAUUUUUGUAUUAAAGAAUUUAACUACCAGUUAGUGUGUGAAACUGUUAAAUGACCAAACAGGCCUUACUGUUGCGGUGAAACAAGGCCACAUCAGUUUAAACAGCUGCUUUUAAAAUGCUAUUUCUAAUAAAUAAGUAAAUAUGUUCAAAA